Prunus armeniaca (apricot) is the source of this 471-nucleotide messenger RNA. NCBI's taxonomy places the organism in Eukaryota, Viridiplantae, Streptophyta, Magnoliopsida, Rosales, Rosaceae. The record is from the annotation of a GenBank genome assembly.
AUGAAUUUGGAAUCUCCAAAGCACAAAGAUACACCAACCACAUCAGCCAUUAUAGGAAAAAAUAUAGAAAAGUUGGAAGCUACUUCUUCAGAGGAGGCCUCAAAAGUAUUCGAUACCAAUCUAGUAGUAGCAAUGCUUAUUGCAACCGUCACAUUUGCCGCAGCUUUCACCAUGCCGGGAGGACUUAAAAGCGACGGCACGGCGGUGUUGUACGGAGAGGCAUCAUUCCAAGUGUUCUUGCUAUUUGAUGCCUUCUCCUUCUUCUUGUCAAUCCUCGUGGUGUUUCAUCAUUUCAUGGUGGCAACUGUGUCAGGUGUUCUUGUAGCUGCACCUUCAAUUCUCAUUCAGUAUUCAAUUGGAGGAAUGCUCGUAGCUUUUGCUUCUGGCAUGCUUCUAGUGCUGCCCAAACAGUCCGGUGGGCAUUUUGGUGUGCUUAAUUUGUGGGUAUAUAUGCUUGUCUAUAGUCUUUAA